Messenger RNA from Solanum dulcamara, 2201 nucleotides. RefSeq names its product dihydrolipoyllysine-residue acetyltransferase component 2 of pyruvate dehydrogenase complex, mitochondrial-like. Gene Ontology annotation, biological process: pyruvate decarboxylation to acetyl-CoA. The transcript has 19 exons. NCBI's taxonomy places the organism in Eukaryota, Viridiplantae, Streptophyta, Magnoliopsida, Solanales, Solanaceae. Gene Ontology annotation, cellular component: pyruvate dehydrogenase complex. Gene Ontology annotation, molecular function: dihydrolipoyllysine-residue acetyltransferase activity. The coding region runs from base 203 to 1867 and encodes 554 amino acids. The record is from RefSeq and is a predicted model, not a curated record.
GUUCACCUACACGCACUUGUAAAAUAAUAAUAAAACAGAAAAAAUUUAAAAGAAAAAGAAAAGAUUUAAUAUUGUUCCUCCAUUUUUAUAGCAUCUUUUAGUUUUGUCUGCCCAAUUUCGUACUCGAAAAGCCACCACCAGUCACCACCUUCCGCCGCCCCUUUCCGGUUGUCUCCUUUCAUCGGAGAAGAAGACCAAAAUCAUGACUUACGCUACUCACGUUCUUCGUCACUCCAAAAAGAUCAGGAGUUCUUCGAAUUUAAUACGACAUGACUCUGCUAUUCUUGUCCGCUGGUUCAGUAAUGGCACGAGGCCUUCUAUGGAGAAGGGAGACGACAAUUUAAGGUGCCAGUAUGGUUUCGUAUCGGGAGAGAGGCACAGCAUUCUUAAGUCCUUCAACAGAUGCAACUCAGGUUCAGCGCUUUCCCACAACAGUUGUAGAACAGUAGCUCCCAUGAUGUCAUUUGGAAAUGCUCUGAGAACUACAAUUGCUCCAUGCACCUCCACCGGUAGCAUGUCUUUCAUGAGAGGGUCUUCAGGAUCACAAGCGCCUUCAAGGAGGGGUUUCUCCACUGCUUCAGAUCUUCCUCCACACCAAGAGAUUGGGAUGCCCUCUCUUUCACCUACAAUGACAGAGGGAAAUAUUGCCAGAUGGUUAAAGAAAGAGGGUGAUAAAGUUUCUCCUGGUGAAGUGCUCUGUGAAGUGGAAACAGAUAAAGCGACAGUGGAGAUGGAGAGCAUGGAAGAGGGAUAUCUAGCUAAGAUUCUUCACGGAGACGGAGCAAGCAGUAUCAAAGUUGGAGAGGUGAUUGCUAUUACUGUUGAAGAGGAAGAUGACAUUGCAAAAUUUAAAGAUUACCAGCCUUCAACAUCAGAUGCCACACCUUCACCAAAAGCUCCUGCUUCUCCACCUCCUCCCAAAGAAGAGGUUGCCAAGAAACCUGUUACCCCGUCAGAGCCGAAAGUUUCUAAACCUAGUGCGCCUCCGGCAGAUCGCAUUUUUGCUAGUCCGCUGGCUAGGAAAAUUGCGGAAGAUCACAAUAUACCUCUCACAAACAUCAAAGGAACAGGUCCUGAGGGACGUAUUGUGAAAGCUGAUAUUGAUGAUUAUCUUGCGUCACGUGGAAAGGAAGCCCCUGCAGCAGCUCCCAAGGCUGACACAUCUCUGGAUUACACGGAUAUUCCUGUUGCACAGAUCAGAAAGGUGACAGCUUCUAGGUUGCUGUUGUCAAAGCAAACCAUUCCCCAUUACUAUUUGACUGUUGAUACAUGUGUCGACAAACUUAUAGAACUGAGGAGCCAGCUCAAUUCAUUGCAAGAGGCUUCAGGAGGAAAGAAGUUAUCUGUUAAUGAUCUUGUAAUAAAGGCUGCUGCUUUGGCUCUUCGGAAAGUUCCUCAGUGCAACAGUUCAUGGACCAAUGACUACAUUCGUCAGUAUCACAACGUAAAUAUCAAUGUAGCAGUGCAGACUGACAAUGGUCUUUAUGUUCCUGUCGUCCGGGAUGCUGAUAAGAAAGGUUUAUCCGCUAUUUCUGAGGAAGUGAAGAACUUGGCCCAGAAAGCAAAAGAGAACAGCUUAAAACCACAGGAUUAUGAGGGUGGGACAUUCACCGUCAGCAAUUUGGGAGGGCCUUUUGGCAUUAAACAGUUCUGUGCCAUCAUUAACCCUCCACAAUCAGCCAUCCUAGCAGUUGGAUCUGCUGAGAGAAGGGUGCUUCCAGGAUCCGGCCAAGACCAGUAUAAGUUUGCCAGUAUGAUGUCUGUAACAUUGAGCUGCGAUCACCGGGUGAUUGAUGGCGCUAUUGGUGCAGAAUGGCUCAAAGCAUUCAAAGGCUACAUAGAGAAUCCAGAGUCUAUGUUACUGUAGAUUGAUACUUCCCUUUUUUUUGGUCGAUCCUUUGAAUUCUUCACGUUUUCCUCAACAAAUGGGAUGUACUUGGAUGUAUGAUAAAUGCGAUUUUACGUGCCAUGGCCUGAUCUUAUUGCUUGAUAUAAGCAUCUUAUUAGUGAAAGUGGCUGAACAACUUCGGAAUAAAUGAGGCUGCAAGGCUAAUGUACCAUUGGUUUAGGCUUUUCGUUCGUGCAGAGUGUUAACUCCAGAGUUUUGCUCGAUAUCAUUGAGUUGAUUAUCUGUCUGAAGUAGAUGGAAUACUUGCUGUAAAUUCAUUUUUAAAAAAAAUAAGAUUCACUGAUCUCUUUAA